Messenger RNA from Phymastichus coffea, 5287 nucleotides. It is a transcript of the gene Sdc, whose product is annotated as syndecan. Gene Ontology annotation, cellular component: cell surface; membrane. Gene Ontology annotation, biological process: cell migration. Bases 740 to 1474 code for a protein of 244 amino acids. The record is from RefSeq and is a predicted model, not a curated record. Lineage: Eukaryota; Metazoa; Arthropoda; Insecta; Hymenoptera; Eulophidae. The transcript has 5 exons.
AGUAGCAGUACCAGCUUUGCCCGUUAGACAGAGACAGGAACAGAGAGAGAGAGAGAGAGAGAGAGAGAGAGAGGGAGAGAGAAAAAGCGAAAGAGAGAAAGAGAGAGAGAGAAGUUGCGACUAGUGUGUCUCGGCAAUCUCGGCCGAGCGUACAAAGCGUUUUGCAGUUGCGCUUCGUCAAGAGCUCGACCAACUGGUCACUCGCCAGACUUAAUACUAGCCAGUGUUUGUGAACGAGUAAACAGUGUCCGCUUUUUAAAAAUUACACAUUCAUACAUAGGACGGAGAAAGAGAGGCAGAUCCGAGAGUACGAGUAGUAGUUCUUUCUCCAAGUGUAACCGUAGCAAGCAAGAGAGGGAGACAAACGAGCUCUUGCGCGCGAGUGAAAGAGAGAGCUGACAGAUUCGGCCCUUAUUUGGGACGUAGAGCCGCUGCUUGCUGCGUUUUUCCGACAGUGUGCGCGCGUGCGUGAGUGUGUGUGCGCGCGCGAGGGAGAGGAAGAGCGAGCGAGAGAGAGAGCGAGCGCAGUCACGCAGCCUCUCCGCUUGUCUGUAAUCCGUCUCGAGAAGACGUCGACGACGUCGACGACGACGACGACGACGACGAAGUCUGCCGUGGCGUCGAGGAAGAGCUAGCAGCGGCGGUCCGCGACGACGACUGCGCGUGUGAGUGCGAACGCAACACGGAGUGAUCUCGCGACGCCCAGCGGCCCUUUGACCGAGCCAACAACAGCUCCAGCAUGCAGCCCAGGAUACGUGGCUGGGCCCUGCUGGCCUGUUGCAUCAGCAGCUUUCUGUUGGUCUCGUGCAACGCUGCUAACGAGAUUAAGGAGCAGAACUUGAAGGAGAAAUCGACGGGAAGCUCGACGUACAACUCCUUCGGUGACGACAUCUACUUGGAUGAUCAAGACGAAAUAGAGGGCUCGGGUCGGGGAGGCGGCGAAGUCCGCGACGACCUCGAGGCCUCCGGCAGCGGUCUCGGGCCCGACGACGAGGACGGCGAUGACGGCAGUGAGUUCAAUAACCACAAUACAAUCGAGCCAGUUCCCAAUAAGCCAGUUGACACGAGAAUCAUCACCGAGGAAACGAUACAUAAGACUAAACAGACAAACAUCGACGCUGUGAACCGACCCGAGCCGGGAGUCGAUGUGAUUGAGAAGCGACCAGGUGGCGACGAGGAAGUGGUCCGCGCCGAGGACGACGACAGCGAAGACUCCUACGACGUUUACAAGAUGGACACGAAGCACGGCGACAGAACGAGCUCGUUCUUCGCUCAGCCUGGUGUAUUAGCCGCGGUCAUUGGAGGCGCGGUAGUGGGUCUGUUGUGCGCGAUCCUCGUGGUCAUGUUCAUUGUGUACAGGAUGCGCAAGAAGGAUGAGGGCUCGUACGCGUUGGACGAGCCGCGAAGGUCGCCUGCGGCGAACACUUACCCCAAGCCCGGCGCUACGCAGCACAACCGCGAGUUCUACGCUUAAGCGGAGAGCACCAGUGCCAGCAGCAGCACAACAGCGCCAACGCUAACGGUGCUUCUCCACCUGUGCAUCACCACCUGGAUAGCAGCAGCGGCAGAGCAGCCGCACUGCGUACAAGCGCUACGACGAGACAACCGCGUCGCUCCUCUCUCUCUCUCUAUCUCUCUCUCUCUCUCUCUCUCUCUCUCGCUCUCGCUCUUGCUCUUGCUUUACACUGGUACGACUCUGCGACGGUUCUGUAGUCUCCAAGGCAGGCGAAUUUUGCACUUCGCCACGCCACUCAGCCGAGCAGGUCUCGGAUCGUCUCGAAAGUCUCUCACCGAUCAGUUGACUUUUAAGAGGUACUGCACUCGCGUGCUCGCGGAUGGUAAAACUCGUCGAGAGCCGUGGCGGCCGUACUGCUCAUCGAACGAGCACCUACUCAUUGGGCGAGCUCAACUUUGCAACGUGCCCUUCUUGGUCGACUUUCUUCCAUCUGCGAGUCGUGAACAGCUUCUUUCGCGUACCUCAACUGACAGAGUAAAGGAGACAAAGGGAGGAACGCGUGCUUACGAACAUGUGACUUGCGCGUCACUCAACUUUCAAGCUUUUAUACCGCUACACGGACGUAGACCCGUGUUAACGGAGUCCCAGAUCGUUAUCCCCGCUCGCUCAUCUAUCUAUGCCCCCCCCCUCUCUCUCUCUCUCUCUCUCUGUGCACAUGUGUGCGUGUGCUCCCUCGAUCAAGCCUCCUACGACACACAUUCCUGCAACACGGAUGCUACGCUAUCACUGGUCGAACCUCGACUGACUGACAAGAGAAACAAACAAAACAACACGAUUUUGCCAUAUAAAUAUAUAUAAUUAUUAUAAAUACAUAUAUAUAUUCAUUGCGUAAAUCUUGUGGACUGCGAACGUAACGCCAAGUUUGGUCGGCAAUCCAUUUGGAGCUAUAGCCAAGCACUAUUGAGAGAGAACGUUAGAGAUGGAUCAUGGCUCUUAUAUCCUAUUUCUCUUCAUCCUGUCUAUCUGUUUAUUCUCGUAAAUCCGUCCCAGUGUGCCGUUGAAAACUACGCAUGUGACGAUUUUGAAAAGAGAUUUUCACCUCCUUUUCACAUCGCUGCUUACUCAUUUUAUUCAUUCAAUUUGCUUUUACGUGCUUUAUAUAGCUUUAUUAGAGACAACGCACAUCAAAUUUCAGGCGAUAUGUAUCAGCCAUGAAUUAAUCACCACGGGGCAUUGAUUAAUAAGACAUUUUUACUGUCAAAAGCAUCUAUUCACGAUAAGUUUCAGAAAAAUCAAAUGUAAGGAAAUGUAUGUCAUACUAAAACUGCCAUUUACACCUAUAUAACUAUUUAAGCAAUUUGGUAUGCAAUUUUCCACCGAACCCGCCUUAUACGAGAACAAACGCACGUAACUGUCUAGAUCUAUCUUAUUCGUUCUUCAAUCUUCUUACCCGUCCUCUAGUAUAUAAGUAAGCCAUUGAUAACUUCUCUGCGUUUUAUUUCUUCUUUCUUCAAUUGUAAAUCGUUCUUCGAUAACUGUUACAUUUUUAUUACAAACGACUAAUCAUGUUAUACAUCAUUUGAGGCUGAAUUGCAUAUUUGAACCGUAUUAUUUUUUUCACAUUUCAGUUAUAUACUGGAUAACUUUGAUGUUUUCCUAGACUCUGCAAUGGUUAUUGUUGUUAAAUUUUUUACAUGUCACGAGAGUCUGGAAGAUGAAGAAACCAGUUUGCAUUUCGAUUUUUUUCAUGGUUCGUGUUUUUGAAGGUUCAUUAAUGUAUUUUAAUAAACUGUAAAUUUUAUAUCUUGAACCAUGACACAGGAAAAACUGAUAAUUGUGCAUAACAGAAUAAAAGAAACUUUACGUAUUCAGUAUCAUUGUAAAACACGGGUGAUUAUACAAAUUGGAUUUUUGGUGCCAUUUGUUUUUUAUAGGCGAUGCGAUGCAUCUUUUGAUGUUUUUGUUUGUCUUCUACCAUUGUCGCUAUAUUUUUUUGUGAGUGAAGUAACGAAUCGUUAUAAAAAUAUUUAUGAAGAAUUAUUGUAGAAAAGUAAACGGAAACAUUGACACAGAACAAACGAAAUUACUUAAAUUAGAUAAAGUCGUAUUUAAAUCGUGUGCAGCGUACUCGUUUUUCUGUUUAUUUUUUGUAAACGUUAAUUUAUUAUUAUAAAAGCAUAAUUGUACACGUAGCAUGUCUAUAUUUUAAUUAUUUUAUAAAAUUUUCAUAAGUUUUCUUUUGCUACCUACUUUUUUAUAUUCUAACAUUUUGCAAUGUAAUCAUUCUUCUUCACCUACUGAUUUGCUCUGAAAAUAGUCAUAGCUUUUGAAUAUUUUAAUUAUUUCCUAAUGAAAUGAUUUCAUAUAAACAGCUACACAUGAAUUCAUUCAUGGUAGUUAAAAAACCAGUAAAAGCGCUUUACUACUCCCCUGCCUGUUUGCUCUAACAAAUUAAUUAAAACUAUAUGAAACGGAACUUUAACGAAGAAAAUAUUAACUAGUAGUCUUUUUUAUAAUUAAAAGAUUAUUAUUUAUUGCGUAAUAAAUAAUAGGGUGUGAAAAAAAACGGAAAGAUAUGGAUAGAUAUACAAAUCAUUUUUCUAUGUAACUAGCAUUGACUGUCACAUGUAAUUAGUCAAAAUUUAUACUGAAAAUUGAAUUACAUAGAUGACAUUGACUUAUCUAAAGGAAGUUGUCGAAAGAAGAGAAUACCGUCUGUAUUUAAGUUCAAUUCAAUACUUUAAUAAUAAUUAGUAGAAUUAAUUAUUAAUCAUUGUAAUUACAAUAAAGAAUAUUUUAUAAGAGGUAUAAUAACUCCAAGAAAGGAGAUUGUUAACUAAGAAAAUAACAAACGUGGGGAAAAAAGUCAAGAGAAUCAGCGAGCAGCGUCUACGAAAUUUUCCUUCGUUGACGCUCAUUGAUAUCUUUAAGCUAGACGUAAGUAUUCAGAGACUUCUGAUACUCCCAUCACCUCGUCCCUGUUCCCUGUCAAUCCUGAAUAGCAUAUAAGUAUAUGUAUUACAUAUAUGUGUAUAUAUUUAUCUGCAUACACGCACUCACGACAGUGGGGUUUGAAAGCGAAAGCAAAAAACCGAAAAAAAAACGAUGUAUAUGCGUCUGAGCAUGACUUUGCAACAAGGCAGCGCCUUUUGAGAUGAAAUCAAUAGAAACGCGUUAAGCGAUCAAAUUCGUUUUUGUUAACUACAAUCGCAAUGCUUUCUUUUUAAUGUAAAAUGUUGAUUUACAAAUUUCAUAGAUAAACAUGUAAUAAUUUCUCGAAAUUUUACAGAUAUAAUUUUCAAUAUUUAUAUUCUAAUUUUAUCGCGACAUAUGAAAGAUUCAUAGUCGACUUGACUUGUUGCAUAACGUCGAUAGUUCAAACUUCAGUGUAAAAAUACUAUUUCAUCUUAUAAUAUGCAAACUAUUCAGAAACUAAUUAUUUUAAUUCACUGUUAGAAUGACAUAUCUGCAAAUGAUUUCGAUAGCUGUAAUUGAAAAUUGAAAGCUUGAGUUAGUCGUCUGAUAAAUUAAUGACGAUUGAUAUCAAAAGUGUCUUGUUUGUUCAUAAAUCAUUUUUUUUGCUUUCGAGGAAGUGAAGAGCCAAUUAUAUACAGCAGAAAUAAAUUCAUGAAUGCAAUUUCUAUUGCAGUGACGUAAUUGUUGCGCUUUGAAAUAAUAAAACAUGUUAUUAUUGAUUAACCGGAGAAUUAAUAAUAAUUGCACUAGAAUUAGUAAUGAUAACAAAAUAAUAUUCUAUGUCGUCGAUCAUAUUCUGUAAAUAAAUGCUGUAUCGUAUAAGAAAACAAGAUAUAUAUAAUAAAACAAUGAGAA